Cladocopium goreaui is the source of this 1458-nucleotide messenger RNA. Lineage: Eukaryota; Dinophyceae; Suessiales; Symbiodiniaceae. The record is from the annotation of a GenBank genome assembly.
AUGCUAGUGCUCACUAGGAAAGCUCAACAAACGAUUCGGGUCGGUGAGAAUGUCACCAUCACCAUCCUUCGCGUUAAGGGACAAUCGGUUCGGGUUGGCAUCGAAGCGCCUCGCGACGUUCACGUCGUGCGUGGAGAAUUGCCACCGAAGGAUAUGGUAGAAGUCGAUCUCGAUGCCGAUACUCUCGACACGAUCGAAGUCACCACGACACCGGCGGUGAGCACCAAAACCGUUCGGCAGGACCGCGCCGCGGAAACCCCCAAGGGUCCGCAAGCAGGCCAGAACGCUCGUACGAAGUCCAAGCCGGAUCGGCAAGCGGUGCCAGUUUCGCAUCGAGGACUGAAAUCGCAGGUCAGUGCCCGUCGGGUUCGGGCGGUGAUGCGCCUGAAUGGCGAACCCAUCGAUGACUUGCGGCGGCAGACCUUGGGGCGAAGUCGUUGGUUGGUACUGGGACUGAUGGUUGCCUUGGCGACGGUUCCGUCGCUCACCGCCCACGCCGAAUCUGGAGAUCCCACGCUGUUGAUCUUCGAUACCGACAUAGGGAACGACAUCGACGACGCCCUGGCGCUAAGCGUCAUUCAUGCUCUUGAGAAUCGCGAUGAAUGCCGGCUGCUGGCUGUGACCAUCACUAAGGAUCACCCAGACUGCGCGGCGUUCGUCGACCUGGUAAACACCUUCUACGGGCGGGGCAAUAUCCCUGUUGGAGUCGUGCGUGACGGCAAGACACCCAAGGAGAGCCGUUUCGUCAGCGAGACGGUUGCCGCAACCGACGGGGGCGAGCCACGGUAUCCACACGACUUGAAGAGUGGCGAAGAUGCACCCGAGGCCGUAAGCCUGUUGCGGAAAGUUCUGGCCGAGUCGCCCGACGACUCGGUGGUGAUGGUGGUGGUUGGUUUUUCCACGAACAUCGCCCGACUUUUGGAUUCAAAGCCUGAUGAGUACUCCGAUCUCUCGGGCGAAGAACUCGUCCGCCGCAAGGUCCGCCUGCUGUCAAUCAUGGCCGGCACAUUCGGUGGCGAUCGGAUCGACCACAAAGAAUACAACGUUCACGUCGACCUGCCCGCAGCCCAAAAGAUUUACGAGCGAUGGCCCACACCCAUUGUGGCCAGCGGUUGGGAAAUCGGGAUGGCGAUUCAGUACCCCUCGGUAAGCAUCGAGGAAGACUACAACUACGUCGAUCAUCAUCCCGUGGCCGAGGCCUAUACGAAGUACCAGAAGAUGCCGUACGAUCGUGCUACGUGGGAUCUCACCUCGGUGUUGUACGCCGUUCGUCCCGAGCGAGGUUACUUUGGGCUAUCAGAGCCGGGCACCAUUCACGUAGGCGAAGACGCCCUGAGCAAGUUCGAAGAAGACCCUCAGGGAAAGCACCGGUUUGUUACCGUCAACGAUGAACAGAUCGCGCGAGUGCUCGAAGCCCUGAUUCAACUCGCAUCAGAGCCGCCGAAGGCUAGCAAUUAG